AAUAGGAUAAAAGGCAGAUUUAUGAGUCAAACACAUUUUCCUGGUACUGUUGGUGCUAUAGAUUGCACACACAUAGCUAUAAUUACACCUCAAGAUGAAGAACACAAUUACUUGAACAGAAAAGGUUUUCAUUCAAAAAAUAUUCAGAUAAUUUGUGACUAUGAUUUAAAGAUAUUAAAUGUUAACGCUACACAUGCUGGUGCUACACACGAUAGUUUUAUUUGGAGGCAUUCUAUAAUACAGGAAGAAUUGGAGAGAUGGUACAAUUUAGGAGAUAGAAACUCAUGGCUUGUUGGAGAUUCUGGAUACCCACAACAAUGUUAUCUAAUGACACCAAUUAUUGAUGCAGCACCAGGCACUCCAGAAUUUGCUUAUACUCAAGCUCAAAUGCGAGCAAGAAAUUGUAUUGAACGUUGUAUAGGUGUAUUGAAAGGCACAUUUCGAUGUCUGAUGGCAGAAAGAAAAUUGAGAUAUCAACCACAAAAAGUGGGUCAUAUUGUAAUUGCAUGUUCAGUGCUUCAUAAUAUACGUAUGUCUGGUCAUCAAAAUUUGGAAGAAAUCUUGUUACCUGAGAAUCACAAUAAUUUUGACUAUUUCAAUAAUCACAUCGAUGUUGGUGGCAUGCAAGCAAGAGCAGAUUUGAUUGAAAGAUAUUUUAAUUAAUUAUACUGAUUUAGUGUUCUCUGCAAUUAUUUAAAUAUACUGGUUCUU
Molecule: messenger RNA, 711 nt
Organism: Anoplophora glabripennis (Asian longhorned beetle)
Lineage: Eukaryota; Metazoa; Arthropoda; Insecta; Coleoptera; Cerambycidae
Product: putative nuclease HARBI1
Exons: 3
Coding region: 22-663 (213 amino acids)
Source: RefSeq, a predicted model, not a curated record